Molecule: messenger RNA, 789 nt
Organism: Sphaeroforma arctica JP610
Lineage: Eukaryota; Ichthyosporea; Ichthyophonida
Exons: 1
Coding region: 1-708 (235 amino acids)
Source: RefSeq, a predicted model, not a curated record
AUGGGUCUACUAUACGAUCUUUCGCACUCCAGGGACCCGUAUACGGAUGAUGUCUCAAUGGGCGACGAGAACGAAUCCAUACUUGCCCGUGCGCAGAGUAAGUGGACACCGAGCACUCAGACUCUCCGUUCGGAUUCCGAAUACUCUGACGAUGACGGGCCGAUGUCCGCGGUACCCAACGAAAACACGAGAGAUACAUCCAUGAGUGCAAAUGGAGCCUUUACGACCAAUAGCAGACUUAAUGCAGCCAUGCUCGAUAACAGUGGUGGGGGUGGCGCCGCACCUGACCUGUCAUGGUUGAGUGACGAUGAUGAAGAUUUGGGACUAGACAAUAUUAGCGAUUACGAACCCGAUGCAGUUAAUUUUGGAGCAGAUGAAGACCCUCUUGAAGACCCAGCCAUUCAAGGGAUUGGCGCUGGAGGUGCAAUAGUGGACUCGGGACUCAUGCAACCACCCUCGUUCGACCGGGAGGGUACUUUGCCAUCAGAAAAUGUUAGUACAAACGCGACAACUUCUCGAGAUAGUAUACAGAAAUCUGCUGCAACUGGUAGUAGCCAGCAGGAUCAGCCUGAUGAUUGGGCCGAUAAUUGGGAUGAUGAUGAUGAUGAUGGAUGGGGUGGUGAGGAAUUGGGCGACGAUGAUUUUGGCAUGGGCGAUUCCUUGGCGGAUUCUGUGCCAGUUCCGGCUCGGAAAGGUAAAGCCGAUUAGAUGAAGAGCGCAACAGAAUAGUAUAAUGACAUUUCUUUUUACGUGCAGAGCCACACAGUAAAAAUAUAUCACCAAGGUAAA